Messenger RNA from Trichoderma atroviride IMI 206040, 513 nucleotides. RefSeq lists its product as uncharacterized. Gene Ontology annotation, molecular function: protein-macromolecule adaptor activity. NCBI's taxonomy places the organism in Eukaryota, Fungi, Ascomycota, Sordariomycetes, Hypocreales, Hypocreaceae. Gene Ontology annotation, cellular component: membrane; endoplasmic reticulum. The record is from RefSeq and is a predicted model, not a curated record.
AUGGAUCUGCUCAAGUCAAUCCUGCCGCCCGCCAAUGGCAUCCUCCCCUACUACAUGCUCAUUCUCUCCGUCGUAUCCAUCGGCAACUCCCUCCAAGCCUACACGACCCUGCACUUUUCACGGCGCGUCUACAACGGCCGCUUCAUCCGAAACCCCAAGCUGCCCCCCGCGUCUGCCAACUUCAACCCCGAAGACUCGGCCAACAAACUGGUCCAUGCCCAGAACGACCCCAAGGCUGCGGACCAGCUGACGCCCCUCGCCGGAAGGCUGUUCGGGACGUGGACAAUCAUCACCUCCAUCGUUCGAUGCUAUGCGGCGUACCACCUGAACAGUGGGCCGAUGUACAAUAUUGCCAUCUGGACGUACGUGGUGGCACUAAGCCAUUUCGCCAGCGAGCUGUUUGUGUUUAAGAGCAUGACCUUUGGUCUUCCCCAGAUGUUUCCCUUUACGCUGGCUACGACGGCGCUCAUCUGGAUGCCCAUGGUUCGAAGCUACUAUGUCGAGUUUGAGUAA